Molecule: messenger RNA, 1383 nt
Organism: Folsomia candida
Lineage: Eukaryota; Metazoa; Arthropoda; Collembola; Entomobryomorpha; Isotomidae
Product: prolyl 4-hydroxylase subunit alpha-2-like
Exons: 9
Coding region: 1-1383 (460 amino acids)
Cellular component (GO): endoplasmic reticulum
Molecular function (GO): procollagen-proline 4-dioxygenase activity; protein binding
Source: RefSeq, a predicted model, not a curated record
AUGAAUUUUCUACUUUUGGUCGUUUUGACGACCAAUCUUGUUCUCGGAGAAGAAGUCGGGAGGAAAGUGGAGGGUGGGAUGUUCACCCUGGAUGUUCAGCUUUUGCGAAAAUUGGGGAACAAGGAAGACAAAAUAGUGCCCUUGUUGAGGGAAAUGGUCGCUUCGUGUGGAGGGAAGGAAAAUUGCAAAUCGCCUUGUCAGACGGCUGUAUUAAGGUAUCUGGAUCGGGUUCCGGUGUGUUCAGGAGAUGCCGGCCCGCAUAAGGAAAACCCGUUUUCCGCUUAUAAAUUAAUUCAUCGCGUGGGGAAACGUCUCGCUCUGGCGAAUUCGACUUGCUCCAAGGAAAAUGAAAACUUUGCUGUGGUAUUUAUAUCACUUUUUGAUCAAUUCGUUUCCUCCCUCGGGUUAAACUUUCCUUCAAGACAGGACAUCGCCGAUGCCUCGGAUGGGAUGUUACGGCUUCAGGAAACUUACCAAAUGAGUGUUCCACAGUUCACUCCAGGAAAACUUGCCCAAUAUAGCUUCAACUUGUCCUUUUCGCUGGAAGAAAUCAUAAUUUUGGCCAAUAUGGCAAAAAAUUUGCAUAUGUUCGACAUGAAUAUUGAGUACCUAUCGCUAGCGUUGGAUAUAGCCCCGGCUAAUUUAAAACUUCAAGUAUCUGGUCUGCUCUUGGACGCUAUUUCAAAGCACAACGAGAAAUGGGCGGAACUUUCAAACGAAACGGAGUCCGAGCGUCUCGGAUUAUUUGUUGAACCGAUCCAAUCCGGAGAACCCCUGCCCAUGCAAACUUUCACGAAACUUCGACAACAAGUGGUAGAUGGCGUGAUCCCGCCAAGUGAAACCUUAACACUUCCCAAUCUUUGUGCGGGAAGUAAUUUUCAAAAUCAGAGUGAAAAGGCCAAGUUGAAAUGCUGGUAUGAAACGGGAUCCAAUCCUUAUUUUCUAAUUGCUCCGCUCAAGAUAGAGUCUGUUUGGACAAGCGCGCGGAUAAAUUUGCGCCUCAUUCACAACGCGGUAGGAAACGGCAUGAUUUCUGAACUUUACGGAUUGGCAAACGAAAAAAUGGGACGGUCCAUGGUGACGUUGGAUAAUUUGAAUAAGGACGAAUUUACAAAUGAGCGAACCUCAAUUCAGACGACCCUAAAGUCCACACAAACUCCAUUUUUGCUCCCGCUCUACAAGGACGUCGAAAUGCUGACGGGGCUGAAGUUUAUAAAUCCGGAGAAGGCGGAAAAAUUACAGUUGACCGACGUGGAACUUGGAGGCGCGACUGCAUUCCCCGAGCUGGGCGUGGCUGUCUCACCGUUAAAGGGUGCGGCCCUGAUCUGGAAUAAUAUCCAUUUAACGGAUGGAACCCAGAUUGAGGAAAGCUUGCACACUUAA